AUGCACGAAGUUCGUUGUCCCGUCAAUCUGCAGCAGCAGCAGCAGCAGCAGGGGCAGCAGCAACAGCAGAAUCCUUUGAGAAACCCAAAACUCCCGCUGGGAGCGCAGCACACGAACGAGGGCAGCCAGAGCCACAGCAGCACCAGCAGCAGAAGGGGCAGCAGCGACGGCAGCAGCAGCAGUAGCAGCAGCAGCAGCAACAGGAGCAGCAGCAGCAAUAGAAGCAACAACAACGGGAGCAGUAGCAGCAGCUGCAGCAGCAGCAGCUGCAGCAGCAGCAGCUGUAGCACCGACAGGGUCAAUAAUCCAUGUGGGCUCGUCCGUCAGCUUCUGGUUUGGAGCAACCGAUUCUGCAGCAGCAGCAGCAGCAAUACGAGAGAGAGCAGCAGCAGCAGCAGCAGCAUGGGGAGCUGCAGUCGCUGCAGCAAUGGCGGCAGAACACAAAUGAGCAGCAGCAGCAGCAGCAGCAGCAGCAGCAGCAGCAGCAGCAGAGGAAGCAGCAGCAGCAGCAGCAAAAAAUGCAACGGCACCGCAUCAGCAGCGACAAGCCAGCAGCAGCAGAGAGCAGCAGCAAUGAUAGCUAAUCUUCCACAACAGCAGAAGCAACAACAGGAGCAACAUCAGCAACAGCAGCAGCAGCAACAGCAGCAGCAGCAGCAGCGGUGCUGCUAA
Eimeria tenella is the source of this 672-nucleotide messenger RNA. RefSeq lists its product as uncharacterized. NCBI's taxonomy places the organism in Eukaryota, Apicomplexa, Conoidasida, Eucoccidiorida, Eimeriidae. The transcript has a single exon. The record is from RefSeq and is a predicted model, not a curated record. Bases 1 to 672 code for a protein of 223 amino acids.